Molecule: messenger RNA, 4269 nt
Organism: Falco peregrinus (peregrine falcon)
Lineage: Eukaryota; Metazoa; Chordata; Aves; Falconiformes; Falconidae
Gene: SP5
Product: Sp5 transcription factor
Biological process (GO): regulation of transcription by RNA polymerase II
Molecular function (GO): RNA polymerase II cis-regulatory region sequence-specific DNA binding; DNA-binding transcription factor activity, RNA polymerase II-specific
Source: RefSeq, a predicted model, not a curated record
AUGAAUAUUGUUCAGAUUGCUUUCCUGGCAGUUGUUAGACAAAACGAAUUAACAGAAAGCGAGGUAGGAAGUAAAUCGGUCACCUCGUACGAGUCCGGGGUUGACACAAGUUCGGGAAUGUGGAAGUUUAGAGACCACGCAAGUGCGAGCGCCGCCGUUCCGCUGCCUGGCGGGCUGCGGCUCCUGCGGGGCGCGGGGGUGCGGGUCGGACGCUCCGUCGGGGUCUCCCCUCGGCCCCGGCUGCGGCUUAGAGGCGCGGGGAAGGCGGGACUCAAUAUGGAGCCGUGGGAGAGGACUUGGCACUUUAAUCCCUUCAAAGAAACCGAUCUAAUUCAAGCCCUACAACUCUUGAAAGUCUUUGAGCGGACAGUGAUUGUUUCCCCAGGAAAGCCAGAUAAAGAUCUCUGUGUGCUGGCGUUUAAAGAGACUUCGGUGGCGCCAUGGCCGCGGUGGGCUGUCCUCCGGAACGACUCCCUCCAGGCUUUCCUCCAGGACCGCACCCCCAGCGCCUCCCCAGACUUGGCCAAGCACUCGCCCCUGGCUCUUCUGGCCGCCACCUGUAGCCGGAUCGGACAGCCGGGCGCGGCGCCCUCGGAUUUCCUGCAGGUCUCUUACGACCCGACGCUGGGAUCCCCCUCCAGGAUCUUCCACCCGUGGAGCGGCGAGAUGCCGGCGCACUCGCCGGGGGGGCUGCCGCCGCCGCACCCCAGCCUGGGGCUGACCCCUCAGAAGAACCACCUGCAGCCCUCCUUCGGGGGGGCGCACGAACUGCCCCUCACCCCCCCCGCGGACCCCUCCUACCCCUACGAGUUUUCCCCCGUCAAGAUGCUGCCCUCCUCCAUGGCCGCCCUGCCGUCCAGCUGCCCCCCCGCCUACGUCCCCUACGCCGCCCAGGCCGCCCUGCCGCCCGGCUACUCCAACCUGCUGCCGCCCGCGCAGCCCUGCCGGCAGCUCUCGCCCAACCCGCCGCCCGAGGACAUCCCCUGGUGGAGCAUCCAGCAGGCCGGCGCCCCGGGCGGCUGCGGCCACCGCUUCCCCGCGGCCGCGGCGCUGCCGCGGGCCCUGGUGCUGGGCCACUCGGACUUCGCUCAGUACCAGACGCAGAUCGCCGCCCUGCUGCAGACCAAGUCUCCCCUGGCGGCCACGGCCAGGAGGUGCCGCCGCUGCCGCUGCCCCAACUGCCAGUCGGGCGGCAGCGCCCCGGAGGCGGAGCCGGGCAAGAAGAAGCAGCACAUCUGCCACAUCCCCGGCUGCGGCAAGGUGUACGGCAAGACCUCGCACCUGAAGGCGCACCUGCGCUGGCACACGGGCGAGCGGCCCUUCGUCUGCAACUGGCUCUUCUGCGGGAAGAGCUUCACCCGCUCCGACGAGCUGCAGCGGCACCUGCGGACUCACACGGGCGAGAAGCGCUUCGUCUGCCCCGAGUGCGGGAAGCGCUUCAUGCGCAGCGACCACCUGGCCAAGCACGUCAAGACCCACCAGAAUAAGAAGCUGAAGGCGGCGGCGGACGGCGUCAAGCGGGAGGACAGCCCGCGACCUGUGACCGCCGGGCGGCGGGGCGGCAUCGGGGACCGCCGGCGGACGCCGCCCCCGCGGGCCGGGCCGAGCCGAGCCGCGCUGCGCCGCGGCGGGGACCUGCGCUGAGGGGGCCGGCAGCCGGGCGCAGGGCGGCGGGAAGGGGGGGCCCGGCCCUCGGACUCGCGUCGGGCCCGGCGAGCGGGAGCUCGGCUGGGGGCGGUGCCGGGAGGAGCCGCGGCCCCCUCAGGCCCAGGACCGGACGCUCGCAGGCCCCCGCGGCCGCCGCGGCUCGCCCCGCGCCCGGGCCGGGCGCCCUGCCCGCCCCCACGGCUGGGGGGAGGCUGCGGCCGCUGGGGCGGGAGCGGGGCCGCCGCGGGGGGUCGGGGCUUGUGGGCGCCCGGGGAGGGGGCGGCCGUGCCGGGGCCCGGCCCUCGGCGCUUUCAGGGGAAAGGACUGAAGUUUUGUUGUACAGGUUAUUUAAUAGUUCUGUUUGAGUACGAGUGUCUCUCUCCUCGUCCUCGGCCCCGUGCGGGGCUCCAGCAUGAGAUAUUUCUGUAAAGCGACCCGCGACUGCAGCGUGAAAUAAACACGUUAACACCGGGGUCUGCAGGGACGGUCCCGCCGCGUGGGUUUCAUUUGAUCGUCCCCCCGGGCUCUUCCCGCCCUCCCCGCGCGCUGGGCCGCUCCGCUCGCGGCCGCCUCCUUCCCGCCAUUUCCUGCUGAGGCGGGCGGCCGCUGAGGUGGCGGCCCGGGCCCAGCUUCGUCGCCGCUGUCAAGGGGAGCUCAGCGCACGGCGACCAGGGAGCUGCUCAUGCGCCCAAGCCACCAAGGACCUGGAAGUGUUCGGCAACCAGCAAAGGGUCACAAUUAUCAGACUUUUUCAGGAAAACCUUUGGAAGAAAAGUGUGAAGGACCCUAUCAAGUACUGCUGAUGACCUUUACUGCCAUCAAGAUAAGAGAACAACCAGCCUGGAUUCACUACUCGCGGAUAAAGAAGGCUCCUGAGAAAUCAUGGGCCAUCAUCCCGGCAGGACGCACAGGACUACAGUUCUUCAGAUCAUGACUAUAAUAGGACUGUUGCCCCAUUUGAAUUUAAUCUUAUGGAACAAAAAUGGACAUUUAUCAUUGGUACAAAGUAUCUCUCAGGCUUUGAAUAAGACUGACUCUUGGAUAUGUACUUGUAUGCCUGAACAUGGGGGAAAAGGUGUAUCGUUGAUUGGAAUCUCAUUGCCUAGGAAUCAAUCCUGGAUAAAUCUUUGGGAAAACACUGCUUGGAAUACUGAAAAUGGUGAAAUUCUAAAAUUGGAGAUAGAUAGUCCUGAGAUUCAGGAAUCAUACUAUAUGUGUGUACAAAGAUGUAAUCCACCCAGAGGACAAGGUAAAUUAGAUUGUAAUCCUGUAACUUAUGUAGGGAAUCAAAUGGUCUGCAAUACAACUUUAGAUACUGGUACCUCACUUUUUGUUAAUUCUACAGUUUGGCCAGUACCGGAAGGAAAAGGAUGGUACUGGCUGUGCAAUGAUAUGGCUUGAAAAGUUUUACCAAAAAAUUGGAUGGGGACAUGUACAUUGGGAGCGGUAGUUCCUAAUAUGACUUUGCAUGAUUCCUUAUCAAAAGGGUACCUGAGAAAUCAUGUUCGGAAAGUUAGACAAGAUGUUGAAAACCCCCUGAUAAAAAGACCAAGUGCUUUUCAUAGCUUUGCCCAAUGGUUUAUCCCAUGGUUGGGAGUAAGUGAGUUGGAAAAGGCCAUAGUUAAUAUAUCAGCAAUAAUAGAAAACUUAGAAGAUAAAACAAUUGAUGCAAUAAAGGCUCAACAAAUAGAAGUAUAUAGUUUGUCACAAGUAGUAUUACAAAAUAGAAUGCCUUUAGAUUUAUUAUUAGCAGCUCAGGGAGGAGUGUGUACAAUUAUUAAUACUAGUUGUUGCAUGUACAUAGAUCAAAGUGGAAAGUUUUCCACUGACUUAGAGGAAAUAUGGAAACAGAUGAGGGUUUUGCAUGAAAUUGCAAAGAUGAUUUGUCAUGGGAUUUUAAGAAAAUAUGGAAUAAACUAACCUUGUGGUUGCCUAACCUAGGAUGGCUAAAACACACUUUUGCUAGAACAGUUAUAGUAGUAAUCUUAGGAAUACUAAUAUGUGUAUCACUUCGAUGUUUCAUUUGGUGUUGCUGAGGAAUAAUCAUAGGGAAUGAUGAUUUUCUGUAGUUGCAAAAGAAUUUGCAAAAGUUACUAGAAAAGGGGGGAAUGAAUGAUGAAUUAUGUGCCACUUACCUAAAGAAUGAUAUACUUACGUUUAUCUAAAAGUUGGGAAAUGUCCAAAGACCCUUAUUGUUGACAUAAAGGAUGUACUAAUUGCUAAGUCCUUGGAUUUUUGUUAUCUUUAAGAAGGCCAUCUGGUCCUAAGUUCUUGUUGUCUAUGCAACGUGGCAAAGACAAGGACUUUAAAUCAUGGUCACCAGUUUAGCGAGGAACAGAGUCUGCGCAGAGGUAAGAGGUAAAAAGUUCACUGGAGGAAGACUCAAGAUCUUCAUCCUGAAGACACCCAGAUGACCACUCCUCAAGGAUAUUGCGCAGGUGCAAGAUAUGUAAAUGAGUUCCCAGAAUUGUAAUGAAUAUCUAAAUUAUUUCCUGGAAAAUUAAUGAAUAGGUAUGAGUAGUCUGUAUAAAGAAGGGACUGAAAAGUCCCCUAGGUGUGCAUGACUUUGGUGGAGCGAUCCCCCAUGCACCCAGCGCUGCCAAAUAAAGAUAUCCUCAGCUC